Momordica charantia (bitter melon) is the source of this 1340-nucleotide messenger RNA. RefSeq names its product ascorbate peroxidase 3 (gene APX3). Gene Ontology annotation, molecular function: peroxidase activity; heme binding. Gene Ontology annotation, biological process: hydrogen peroxide catabolic process; cellular response to oxidative stress; response to reactive oxygen species. The record is from RefSeq and is a predicted model, not a curated record. Gene Ontology annotation, cellular component: chloroplast. NCBI's taxonomy places the organism in Eukaryota, Viridiplantae, Streptophyta, Magnoliopsida, Cucurbitales, Cucurbitaceae.
AGAGGAUGAGGAGAUUGGAGGGAGCGUUAUCAAUUUGGGGGAAAAUUUUGUUUGCUAAGUUCGAGGCAAUCUGUUGAGUUUGGUUCGCUCUUCUUCCAACCAUAAUAUCCAAUCGCCAUUGAUUCUUCUUCCUCUGUUGUUUGUUCGUUUCCAUGGCGCUCCCCGUCGUAGACACCGAAUACCUCAAGGAGAUCGACAGGGCUCGCCGUGACCUCCGCGCUCUCAUUGCCAACCGGAACUGCGCUCCGAUCAUGCUUCGUUUGGCUUGGCACGAUGCUGGGACUUAUGACGCGAGUACUAAAACCGGUGGGCCUAACGGAUCGAUUAGGAAUGAGGAGGAGUAUUCUCAUGGCUCUAAUAAUGGCCUGAAAAAGGCUAUUGAUUUUUGUGAGGAAGUGAAGUCCAAACAUCCAAAGAUUACUUAUGCAGACCUGUACCAGCUAGCUGGUGUUGUUGCUGUUGAGGUCACUGGAGGCCCCACUAUUGACUUUGUUCCUGGUAGAAAGGAUUCAAACGUUUGUACCAAGGAAGGCAGACUUCCAGAUGCAAAAAAAGGUGUACUGCAUCUGCGUGACAUCUUUUAUAGGAUGGGACUGUCUGACAAGGAUAUUGUUGCAUUGUCUGGGGCUCACACAUUGGGAAGAGCACAUCCGGAGAGAUCUGGUUUUGAUGGACCUUGGACAGAGGAUCCUCUGAAGUUUGAUAACUCAUACUUUGUGGAACUGUUGAAAGGAGAAUACGAGGGACUUUUAAAACUUCCUACUGAUAAGGCUUUACUCGAAGAUCCUGAGUUCCGCUAUUAUGUCGAAUUGUAUGCUAAAGAUGAAGAUGCGUUCUUCAAAGGUUAUGCUGCAUCACACAAGAAACUUUCAGAGCUUGGGUUCACUCCCAGCUUUGGGAAGGCCAUUGUGAAGGACAGCACUGUAUUGGCACAAGGUGCUGUCGGAGUUGCGGUUGCAGCUGCCGUGGUAAUUCUGAGCUACUUCUAUGAAAUCCGCAAAAAAAUGAAGUAAUCACUUUAGCAAGGUCGACUAGAGUUACUUGUCUAUAUAGCAAUGUUGAGGUCCUUUCUAGAGACCUUGCAAUGCAAAUUGUGCAUUUGAGAUCUGAAACAUCUCAAUAAGACAACCUAGACAUCAUAAUAUGAUUCUAGGCAUUAGCUUUAUAAACAAAAUCAGUCACCAAGAUUCAAGAUUAUCAUCAUACCAUGAAAAUUUAUGACUUGCUUUAUAUGUUUACUGCCCUGUGAAAUUUCUUGUUGGCCCUUUUCAGAGCUUCACCAGUUAAAGGUACUUUUUUAGCUGUUGUAUAUAGAAAAGCUUCAGUUUGACUUUGGUAAA